AUGGGUGUUUUCGAAGCCAUAUGGUUCGGGACGAAAUCGUCGCUCUUCCUUCCGCUUGCUUGCUCAGCUUUGUGGAUUUGCUAUAAUGUCGGGCUUGUCGUCUAUCGCCUCUAUUUCAGCCCUAUCGCUCACUUUCCGGGUCCCAAGAUCGCGGCGGUGACCUACUGGUACGAGUUCUACUACGACGUUAUUCUAGGCGGGCAGUACACUUUCCGCAUCCUUGACCUCCACAAGCAAUAUGGCCCAGUCGUCCGGAUCAACCCGCGAGAACUACACUUCUAUCCUCCUCAAUUCUACGAAGAGAUUUAUGCGGGCCCCACCCGGCGACGGGAUCGUUGGGAACGCUACACCCAGGGCUUUGGCAUGCCUGGUGCUGGGGCAAGCACGAACCCGCACGACCUGCACAAGGCAAGACGAGCAGCCCUGAGUCCCUACUUCAGCAUGCAAAGCGUUCGGAAACUGCAAAGCGUCAUCGAGGAGAAGGCGGAUCUCUUGAUGGCGAGAUUCAGAGAGUUUGGCAACAUGAGAAAAGAAGACGUAAGGAAACCCUUGAACUUGGAAGUUGCCUUUGCCGCGUAUGCGUCAGAUGUCAUUACCGAGUACGCCUUUGCUCGAAGCGAACAUCACCUCGAAGCUGAGGACUUUGACCCCUGGAUGUUGAAAGCGGCCUCUUCCACAAGCUCACUCGGCCAAAUUGCAAAGCAAAUGUACUGGCUCUUUUGGUUGGUCCUGAAUAUUCCGGAUUGGAUGGCUGAACAACUCGACCCAAAUGGUAAGGGCAUCAAAAACCAAAUCGAAAACAUUCGCAACGGUAUCGACACCGCCCACAAGACGGUCUCGCACCCAACGAUCUUCCACGAAAUACUCGACAGCUCUCUCCCCGCCGCCGAAAAGCGCACUUCCCGCCUCGCAGACGAAGGAGCCACGGUUGUGAGCGCGGGGGCGGUGACCACGGGCUGGACCCUGCCAGUGAUCAUGUUCUAUCUACUGUCCAACCCGACGGUCCUGCAGAAGCUGAAAGAAGAGCUCUACGAAGCAAUACCCGAUCCAACAAAGCCCACACCACUGCCCGAACUCGAACGCCUGCCUUACCUGACGGGCGUUAUCCAAGAAGGGCUGCGACUGAGCUACGGGAUCUGCACGCGACUCGAACGGAUCGCGCAGGACGAGGCCCUCGUGUUCGACGACGGCGCGAGAACCUGGACGAUCCCGCCCGGCACACCGUGCUCGAUGACCAGUUACAUGGUCCAUCGGAACCCGAACAUUUUCCCCGCGCCCCACGAAUACCGGCCCGAACGGUGGAUCGAGAACCCGCGGCUGGACAAGUACCUCGUCAGCUUCUCCAAGGGCAAGAUGCAGUGUCUGGGCAUCAACCUCGCGUACGCAGAGCUCUACCUCAUGGUGGCAAAGCUGUUCCGCGUCUACGGCAGCACGGAGGUGAAGUUUGAUGGUGACAUGGGCUGUUUGGAGCUGUUUGAGACGACUUUUGACAAGGACAUCGACAUGCGGGAGGACAGGUUCAUCCCCUUGCCGAGCAGGGAUACAAAAGGCGUGAGGGUCCUGGUUGAGCUCUACUAG
Messenger RNA from Fonsecaea multimorphosa CBS 102226, 1578 nucleotides. RefSeq lists its product as uncharacterized. The transcript is spliced from 5 exons. Gene Ontology annotation, molecular function: iron ion binding; monooxygenase activity; heme binding. The coding region runs from base 1 to 1578 and encodes 525 amino acids. The record is from RefSeq and is a predicted model, not a curated record. NCBI's taxonomy places the organism in Eukaryota, Fungi, Ascomycota, Eurotiomycetes, Chaetothyriales, Herpotrichiellaceae.